Daldinia vernicosa is the source of this 2173-nucleotide messenger RNA. RefSeq lists its product as uncharacterized. The transcript has a single exon. Lineage: Eukaryota; Fungi; Ascomycota; Sordariomycetes; Xylariales; Hypoxylaceae. The record is from RefSeq and is a predicted model, not a curated record. The coding region runs from base 425 to 1492 and encodes 355 amino acids.
AGGAAGGAACCAUAUGGCUGUCUUUUCUAUUGUUUCCGAGGCGAUAGCAUACAUGUACAGGUCCGAUUACCUAUAGGUACCUAGAGGUGCAUAAGGCAAGAACUACCUCUACAUUAUCCUCUCUGCCUGCACAUAUUCUACCCCAUAUUUUACGAGUCCUUUAGGUAAACAUCUUAUGAGGUUUUGUUUUGACUUUCCCAUCCUUAUCCUCUUACCAACCUUGACAACCUCAGCAGCUCUGUUGUUGAGCAAGUCGAUCCUCCAAACCCACCGUUCUGUAUUGUAUUUUACACUUUGCACGCUUCUACUCGUAACAACCCUCUGAGGUUGUCAUAACCUAGCUCUUACAACUUGACGGAGUUAAUUGGACUUUUUGUUCGUGAUCACUGAAGAGCCCAAAGAAAAGACGAAUUAUACCGUCAAGAUGUUUGGACGUGGAAAUAUAGAGGACGCGAAAGAGCUACAGGCUUCUUUCACGCGCGCAAAAUCACCUCGGCGCAACAAACGAAGCCAGGACAGGAGAAAUGGAAUCAACGCACGACAGGGAGGUGCCUUAGCGAACCAUCGCCAGCAACAGAACCAAUAUGGUCAAGGUAGUAGUGUCCAGGGGCGCGCUCAACUGGGUUCAAGUUUAAGAAUCCACCCUCGAAAUACGGUACUGCAUCACCCUAUACAAUCAACUCAGGGAAGUAUUUCCCGAACACCUCGCCCUCAUGAAAUGCCUGUGUUCCGCGGCACUGGAGAACCACGAGCUGUUCCCACAGAGGGUAUAUCCCCUUUACAAGGACCCUCUGCCUCACAAAAUGUAGCUCUUACGAUUUCCACUCUGCAAGAGACAUGGCAGAAAAGCAUUACCUCCUCUAAUGAAGAGGGAAGCACCACAUCGAAGCCUCUUAAAGGCGAACUCACGGGGGAUUUGACUCAACCACAAGUACAAACAGCCAACAGCCCUCCUCCGCCGCAAUUUUGUAGACAAAUAUUUGGCCCACAGAGUGUAGGCGACCACUUCCAGACCGCUCAAGCCUUGACCCAAUCUCCCGAUCAGCUACAAUUUGCCUAUCCAUCUCAACCCAAUAAUAAUUUGGUGGACCCUGCUUUGGCAUACAGCUCCGAUGCUUCUACCUUAGUCUCUCAACGAGCCGUUUCGCACCAUUACUCAGAAUCUAUACAAUCCGAGACAUCGCUCCUUGAUGAAGAGGGUGAGCCGAUUAGCCAAGACGUGAUGCAAUUCACUACUAGGAACGAGGCUCACCAGGAUGAUGAUGUGGCCAUGGGUGGCGUGGAGACAAGAAGCAACGUCAGAGUAGGCCUCAAGGCUUCACGAUGGAACCCUGACAACCCUGAUCAUUAUCCUGAGAAACAUUUUCCUGAGCCCAUGCAUGUUGAUCCGCCAACUCAGGAAAGACGCGGUCCUUCCGUUCCAACCGGCAAAACUGUGGUCAGUGGUAUCUCCAAAGGACCCGGUCUCGCAGAUUCUCGCUGGGCUUCGUAAAGUCGACUAAGAUAGUCGCUACACCGAACCUCAAGUCUCUAUUGUGGUUGUACCCAUGUUGUUACCAGCCUCAUUUCAUCUAGGACUGUCAACUAGAGUACCUCGAGUAUUCAGUACUUCUGUUCAUCUUUAUGCGUAUGUGAAAGCUCAUCUUCGGAUUAAUUCAGAACAUCGACCAUACGGGCUUAACGAUAACGACGAUAUGUAAUUUUACGCCCCUAAAUGUACGACCACCCCCCUCGACUACAUACUUACCUACCUAGGUAUUAAUGUUUUAUCAACCGCCACUGUGAGAUCCCAGGUAACGAGGAACGAACGCCUAUAGGCCAACCCCGGCGAAUCCUCCGACGUGUCACUUAAGGCUGUAACCCCUAUUCUGUAAAUGCGGGGAUACGAUCAUGGAAUAUCAGUUUCUUUUGUAUCGACUUCACUUAACGUAUUUUCUGCUAAGUUAGUAGCAGGUAGCUCUCUCUACGAAGCUAGUCGUGUUGUUUUAUUUUCACGCUGUCACGCAGAUCAUGACCUCGUGUAGUUUAGUCUUUCGUUUGUGUUGUUCGUAUUCAUGUGUGGUACUAAUUAGGGGCUUGGGAGCACACAGUAGACUUCGAGAUGUCUACAUCUAUUAUAUCACGCCUUAGCUCGGCGGUCUUGUACACAGAGGAUUAAUAAUAUGUCAUGAGC